AUGAACUCAACGCUCCGCUGCUUCACCAAGCGCUCACCCGCGUAUCCUGGACACUAUCCAAUCGGUAAAUUAGAAAACCUGUUUCUCGCUGCAGGCAGUGCUGUGGUAUCCCUCGUAGACGUAUACAGACAUGACAUGCUAGCCACUCUUACAGAAACUUCCACUCCAACUCCCCUUCUCCAGCAGAUGCGCGGUGGCAUGCUAGCCACAGACACUGGCAGGCGCAUUCUAGCUGAACGUCCGCGGAUUUCAACGAAAAGCGUCGAUUUGAAUGCCCUUAAAGGUAUGUCUAGAGGUACUCUAGGUAAGGAAUACUCGUUGUGGCUCGAACGCUGUGGCGUUACUCCCGAUACUCGCGAUCCCGUGCAUUACAUCAACGACGAAGAGCUCGCUUACAUCGUACAACGCUAUAGAGAGAGUCAUGAUCUAUACCACCUUCUCCUCGGUCAGAGAGUCGAUAUCCUCUCAGAACUUAUCAUCAAAUGGUUCGAAUUCUCUCAUUUUAAUCUACCUGUCGCCGGUCUUUCUAGCGCUUUCGGUCCUCUUAGACUGAGGCAUGGCUGGCAGAGACAGAACCUUUUCACUCACUCAGGUCCUUGGGCUAUUAGACAGGGUAUCAGGUGCGGCCCGUUGAUGGGCAUAUAUUGGGAAAAUGAAUGGGAAAGUGACCUCGGAGAUCUCAGAAGGCGUAUGAACCUCACAGACGUGCCCGAUUGGAGAGAUGGCAAAGGUCCUCAGGGUAAAGGAAAGGCAGGUAUUGGAAGUGGUUUGGAGAUUGGCGCGGGUGACGUAUAG
Molecule: messenger RNA, 795 nt
Organism: Wallemia ichthyophaga EXF-994
Lineage: Eukaryota; Fungi; Basidiomycota; Wallemiomycetes; Wallemiales; Wallemiaceae
Exons: 2
Coding region: 1-795 (264 amino acids)
Biological process (GO): ubiquinone biosynthetic process
Cellular component (GO): mitochondrial inner membrane; mitochondrion
Source: RefSeq, a predicted model, not a curated record